Chenopodium quinoa (quinoa) is the source of this 1842-nucleotide messenger RNA. RefSeq names its product probable serine incorporator. Gene Ontology annotation, cellular component: membrane. The transcript is spliced from 13 exons. NCBI's taxonomy places the organism in Eukaryota, Viridiplantae, Streptophyta, Magnoliopsida, Caryophyllales, Amaranthaceae. Bases 157 to 1395 code for a protein of 412 amino acids. The record is from RefSeq and is a predicted model, not a curated record.
AUGAUCACAAUGUUCUACUCAUAUAAUAUUGUUUGGAAUUAGUUGUCACGUCAAUAAUCCCGAAAUCACUUCAUAUUAAGUGAAACAACUAAAUCCGAACAGAGGGAAGUAGAAUAUCAGUAAAUGUUUUCUCAGUUUAUCUUCAAAGACAGUUGAAUGACAGGGGAAAAUACAGGCAUAAGGGUGUCUGAGGCAGUUUACUUGCAAGAAUUGUCUAGAAAUCAGCAGAAGAAAACGGUUGAUAUUUCUGUAGAGAGGAGUAAGUCCUUAAGAGUUCGGUAUUACUAUGGAGUUAUAUUCUUGAUCACGAAUUUCGUCGCGUGGAUUAUUCGUGAUUAUAUUCAAAGGGUCAUCCCUGAAGAUCAUUUUCUUAGAACUUGUGGAAUAGGAGGUCAUGACUGCAUUCAAACAAUUGGAGUCCUUCGGAUCAGCUUUGGAUGCUUCAUAUUUUUCGCUGUGAUGUUUCUCACAACAGUAAAAACAAGCAAGCUACAAGAAGUUCGUAAUGCUUGGCAUUCUGGUUGGUGGCCAGUAAAAUGCAUCCUGUUAGUUAUAUCGAUGAUGUCUCCUUUCUUCGUUCCUUCAGAAUUCAUUCACUUCUAUGGCGAGUUUGCCCGUAUUGGUGCAGGGAUAUUUCUUGCUCUCCAACUCAUUAGUGUGAUUCAAUUUAUAGCAUGGUGGAAUAACUACUGGAUGCCUGAUGUGAAAUUGAAGCAAAGCUGCUCCCUUGGAUUGUUUAUGUCAACACUUUUUUAUGUAGCUUCGAUAUGUGGAGUUGUUGCCCUAUAUAUCUUGUAUGUUCCAAGACCUUCCUGCACACUAAACAUAUUUUUUAUCACGUGGACGGCAGUUUUGCUUAUUGUAAUGAUGCUUAUCUCAUUACAUUCGAAGGUCAACAGAGGUCUUCUAUCUUCAGGAAUCAUGGCUGCUUAUGUUGUCUUUCUUUGUUGGUCUGCUAUCAGGAGUGAGCCUGCUGGAGACAAGUGCAGUCCACAGAAACAAGCAGAUGGGCAUCACGAUUGGAUGACUGUGUUUAGCUUCUUCAUCGGAAUUUGUGCAAUAGUAAUGGCAACCUUCUCAACAGGGAUAGAUUCCGAAUCAUUUCAGUUUCGUAAAGUUGAAGUUCAAGAAGAGGAUGAUAUUCCGUAUAAGUAUGGAUUCUUCCAUCUGGUGUUUUCCUUAGGAGCCAUGUAUUUUGCAAUGCUAUUCAUAAGUUGGGACCUCAACAGCUCUACUAAAAAAUGGAGUAUUGAUGUUGGAUGGGCAAGCACUUGGGUGAAAAUUAUCAACGAGUGGUUUGCAGCCACCAUAUACAUGUGGAAGUUGAUAUCACCUGUUGUGAGACAAGCCAAGAUCAUGGAUGACGGAGCUAUGCAACCAAAUCAGAGAUGCUAACAGCUUCAUCAUAGACAACACUUUUGUAAGUUUGGAAAGAUAUGUUAUUUGGGAGGAAUCUGAGCUAUGUGGCUUCGGAGGUUGAACCUGAAUUUCCAGGGAUGCAGGAAGCAAUAGGACAUUCUUAGCGCGAGUGCCAGUAGAUAUUUAUCAAUUCUUUGUUCUUAUUUUUCUCUUAGUCAGUUAUUCAUCGGCUAAGAGAAAAAUCAUUUUUUUUCAUGCCAUUGAUAUUGAUUUGUGCCAAAAUACUCCAAUGAAAUAGAAUUAGAUCAGGCUAUGCAUUUUUUCUAUUUGACUUCCACUUGCCAGCAUUUCUGGUAAAUUUCACAGAUAUCUUUCACAGAUAUAUACAUAACAUUCAUGAAUGCAGAUAAUAUGUAUUUCUGUACCUCAAUCUUGUAAUAAAUCAAGUUUAAACAUUUUUUUUUUUAUAAAGUCAUGUUAGAG